CCUAUUUUCAAGUAAUUUUAUUGUGUUUAAGUUCCUUGUCUCUGCAUCGGAAUUUACGAUAGAUUUACUUAAUCAACAUUAAUUCAAUUGUACAUACAUGAACGUAACUGUUUGUAAAAAUAUUUCUUAUAAUGUAACCUACAAUAAACGAUAAGAUUUGGGAUUGAAUUUGAUUUAGAAACUACUUCAUGAAAUAAAAUGAAUGGAUUUAUAGCUGUCCACUGUGGGGCUGGUUAUCAUAGUGACUCAUUGAAGAAAGAAUAUCAAAAGACUUGCUUUUUAGCAUGUAGAAAAGCGGCCGAAGCUUUGCAGCAGGGUGGCAACGCUGUAGACGCAGUGGAGAAGGCUAUUAUUGAAUUAGAGAACAGUCCACUGACAAAUGCUGGCUAUGGAUCAAAUUUAAGUUGGAAUGGCUCUGUAGAAUGUGAUGCUUCUGUUAUGAAUGGCCAAACACUGCAUUUUGGUGCUUGUGGAGCUGUAUCCAAUGUUUGGAAUCCUAUUACUUUAGCCAAGCAGCUUUGUAUUAAGCAAUGUGACAAUUUAUCUCUGGGUAGAGUACCACCUUGUAUACUGACUGGAAAUGGAGCAAGGUCUUGGGCGGAAAGAAUGGGCCUCCAAAUUGUAGACGAUCACAAAAUGGUCUCAUCACGUGCAUUUCGUAAUUACAAACAUUGUAAAAGAAAGCUGAAACGUUAUUCUAUACAAAAUGAUGUGAAAUUCAGCCCUCUAGACACAGUUGGGGCUAUAUGUGUAGAUUCAAAUGGUAUUGUGGCCUCUGGAGCUAGUUCUGGGGGAGUUUCUCUGAAGCAUGAAGGAAGGGUUGGCCAGGCAGCUUCUUUUGGAAGUGGUGUUUGGGCAAUCAUGAGCAGGGAUGGCACAAAGCCUUCAGUUGCCGCCUGUACAUCUGGAUGUGGAGAACAUUUGAUCAGAACACAACUAGCUAAAAAUUCAGCUGAAAGUUUGCUUGAGUCUUCCCCAGUUUUAGGGCUCGAUAAAUGUUUGAAGGAAAACUUUUUGGAAUCUCCAUUUUUGUGGGAUGUUCCCGAAAGACUGGGUGGUACCUUAGCCUUAAAAUUUGACUCAUUGAAUGGAGAAGGAGAAUUACUUUGGGGACACACUACAAAAACAAUGUGCAUUGGUUACAUGUCAACAGAAAUUGAUAGACCUAAGUGCAUCAUAUCCUAUCUGCCACAAAAAGUUGAACCUGGUCGGAAGGCAGUUGUUUCUGGUCAGUCAUUCAAAGUAUCAAUGCAAUCUUGUCCUGUGUUCAAGUGGGAGGUAAAGGCUGAACCCAGCUGUAACGGAUCUCUUUAGUAUAGUACCAUAAAGAUAAGCAAUAAAUCAAUGUGAAAUGCAGUUGAAAAAUAAAGUCAUAUUAUAA
Helicoverpa armigera (cotton bollworm) is the source of this 1381-nucleotide messenger RNA. RefSeq names its product Taspase 1 (gene Tasp1). Gene Ontology annotation, cellular component: cytoplasm. The transcript has 4 exons. Bases 199 to 1314 code for a protein of 371 amino acids. The record is from RefSeq and is a predicted model, not a curated record. Gene Ontology annotation, biological process: protein maturation. Gene Ontology annotation, molecular function: asparaginase activity; beta-aspartyl-peptidase activity; threonine-type endopeptidase activity. Lineage: Eukaryota; Metazoa; Arthropoda; Insecta; Lepidoptera; Noctuidae.